AAUAUUGACAAAGAAUAUUCACGCGUUUUAAGAAAAAAGAAAGAUUCGAAAAAUCGAUUUUUGGUAACAAAAAAGUAUUAUCAUUAUUUGAAUUAUGAAUCAAAAUCUUGGCAAAUUUUAUCGGAUUUGUAUUGAAGGAAAUAUUGGUUGUGGUAAAACAUCAUUAUUAUGUCGUUUAAUCGAUCAAUUUGGUCAUCAUCAUAAUCAUAAUAAUAAUGAUUAUAAAAAAUUUAAUGAAAUUGAUCAAAUAUCAUUAGAUUUUGAUCCGAAUAUAUCGAUGAUUGUUACACCUGAACCAAUAAAAUUAUGGACAAAUAUUCCAUUAACAAUGGUUAAUGAUGAAAAUCAAAAAUAUGAAAAUCUUUUACAAAAAAUGUAUACAAAUCCAAAACGUUGGGCAUUUACAUUCGAACAUUAUUGUCAACUGACAAGAUUUAAUCAAAUGUCAAAAAUAUUCAAUGAAUUUGAAUUGAAUCGAAAAACAUUGAAAAAAGAUAAACAUUUUAUUCAUUUAAUGGAACGUUCAAUUUAUUCGAAUCGUUUUGGUUUUGUUGAAAAUUUUUCACAAUCUGGUGAAUUAUCACCUGUUGAAUAUCGUAUACUUGAUCAAUAUUUUGAUCAUUUACGUAGUAAACCACCAACAAUGGUCAAUUUGUUUGUCUACUUACGUACCGAACCAGAAGUUGUACAUGAACGAAUACGUAAAAGAUCUAGGCGAGAAGAAGAUGCAAUUUCGAUGGAAUAUCUACGAAAAAUACAUAAAUUACAUGAAAAAUUAUUCAUAGAAAAACCAGAUGAAAUAUGGAAUCGAAUCAAUUGUGCAGGAAAAAAAGAUCAAUCAGUUAUUGUUAUUGAUGGAAAUCAUUCAUUUGAUAUUGUUUAUGAAAAUUUUAUCGAUAACAUUCGAAAAUGGCUACAAAAAUCACAAAUGAUUCAUACUGAUGUUAAACAACCACCACCACCACCAUCACCGCAACAACAACAACAAAAACAGCGCCAUUAAUUUAUCAUUUCAUUUUCACUUUCUCACUUUCUUUUUCAUCAUUUAAAACUUUUGCAACAUUCAUGAAUU
Molecule: messenger RNA, 1072 nt
Organism: Dermatophagoides pteronyssinus (European house dust mite)
Lineage: Eukaryota; Metazoa; Arthropoda; Arachnida; Sarcoptiformes; Pyroglyphidae
Product: deoxynucleoside kinase-like
Cellular component (GO): mitochondrion; cytoplasm
Molecular function (GO): deoxynucleoside kinase activity
Source: RefSeq, a predicted model, not a curated record